Molecule: messenger RNA, 2425 nt
Organism: Lucilia cuprina (Australian sheep blowfly)
Lineage: Eukaryota; Metazoa; Arthropoda; Insecta; Diptera; Calliphoridae
Gene: ova
Exons: 4
Coding region: 290-2188 (632 amino acids)
Biological process (GO): regulation of transcription by RNA polymerase II
Cellular component (GO): nucleus
Molecular function (GO): DNA-binding transcription factor activity, RNA polymerase II-specific; RNA polymerase II cis-regulatory region sequence-specific DNA binding
Source: RefSeq, a predicted model, not a curated record
GUUGCUUUUGUAGAAUUGACUUCACCUUAUAAGUGCACUCCGGUUAUUGGGUUCUUUAAAACAUAUUUUUUAGAUAAAGGACUGGUAAACAUAUUUACAAAAGUUUUGUUAAAACUAUAAAAAUAAUAAAACAGUGUAUAUAUAUGACAUGAAUCCCUAAUAAAUAUGAAAACGAAACACAUUGUGUAUAAUGCUUAACACUGCUUUUAAGAAAAAAGACUUUGCUGUCUAUUUUAACACAAACGGUACGUUCUUGUUUACCAGAUUCCUUUUGCAUUGAUAUAAACAAAUGGAUGAACAGGAAGAAAUUCUUCAAAAUAAUAUGAUAUCCAAUUUACCUUUGCUUUUUGCAAAUGGGUAUCCUACAUCAUUAGAAAAAAUAUCUGAGUCACAGUUAGAGAGGUUUAUACCAUUCAUGGUUCAGUGUUCGUUGGGGCAUAUUAACUUACAAGGUCAAGUGGACUGCAGUGAGCCUGAAUGGUGGCCGGAAGAUUUGCCGUUCAAUAUCCCUUUUAAUAAACCUAAAAAGUUUAUUGGAAAUUGGAUACAGAAAUUAAAAGAAGUUGUUUUAAUAUGCUACCAGUUUCAUAAAAGUGUAUUUUUAUUACGAUUCUGCAACGAUUUAUCUUCGUAUGAACACGCUAGUUUAAGAUUUAUAAAUAAUUACAAUUCGACUACUUCAUUAUUUGAUCGAAGAAGUAAUAAACUUCUUGUUACAUUUCGAAAUGAAAAUAUGGAACAUGAGAAAACAUGCAUUGUUGAAGAUGAUGAUGUUAUUUUGUGUGACACUCCAGAAAUAUGUGAUGAUCAACAAUCGGACAAAAAUAAUAUGGAAGAUAAUGAACAACGCAUAGGGUUUAUGUUGAAUUUUAAUUUGCAAUAUAAGUACAAUAAAAUAAAUGAUAGAUGUUACGAUAGUACAUGCAAUACAGGGUCAUCUGAAAUUCUAAAAAAGGAAAGUCAAUUUAUGAUAAUUGAUAAAAAGAAACGGAUAUCUAGAAGAAAUCGUGCUGUACAUUCAGUUUCACGUUGUCCAACAAUUCCUUUAUCUUCUCCUGCAGGCCAGCUUUUAUUAAGAACAACUAAAACUAUUGUUAGUCCUGAGUAUCUGAUAGAACGCCUGGACCGUAUUGAAAGAUUCUGUCAUGUUCCACUAUCGUUAACAUCACGGACAAAGUUUUUGGAAAAGAAAAAUUUUACAAUUAGUACUCACUGCACUUUUAAAAGACCACAGGAGUAUAGCACCCAUUUAUAUAUUUUUCCUCGUCGGCAGUUUUCUCAGAAAAGAAGAAUGGAGAAUAUUUUGCUUAUUAAUUCUACACUGUUAAGGCGAUGUCGUCCAAUAUCAGUAAGAUUAAAGAAAAUUUCUGAUAUAAAUAAUAAGCAAUGUGCAUCAUCUAGUAAUAAAUUAAACAUAAAACUUACUCGCGACAAUUCUCGCAGUUCUAACUGGAAAAUAUCCUCAUGUCCAUCUACAGAAAUAAUAGUAGAUACAAUUGAUUUAUGUACCUCUGAUGAAGAAGACAAUCAAAUUAACGCUUGUGCUACAAAUCAUUCGUUUAUUGCUAAGAGUAGUGUCGAAUCAGACAUAAACACAAACAACAUUAAAUCUUGUAUAAAUCCAUUAGCAAUACAUACAUCAAUAACCCAAAUUAGAAAACAACUAAAUUUAUCUAUGGAAUCUCCUUUAUUAACCAAUAACUUAAAUAGUUCACAUAACGGUAUUGCAAAUUACAACAGUACCUCGUGUUUAUUGCAAAUUAUUCCCAACAAUGAAAAUAAAACAAAAGGGUUGGUAAGAAACAAUAACAGUAUUAACAAGUCUGUUGCAAGCAAUGAAGAUAUUGGGGUGCACAUAAAAAAAUCAUUUCUACCGUCUUUAUAUAUAAUUUCCAAUUGUUCCACAACAUCGCCUCUUACAUUAAACCAAAAUUUGAACACAAACAUCGAUGAAAAUACGGAUUCAAAUAGAUAUAAAUCUAUAACAAAUAGAGCAACUGAUACUGACACGGAAAAUUGGAUAUUAUCUCAACAUAAUGUAAAUAAAGUUCCAAGCAUUGAAGAAAACUCGGUAGGAAAAAAUGAUCUUACAACUUCCAAUACACUUACGGAAAAAGAACAUGGAAAUGAGACAUUACCAUUGCUGUUACACAAAAAUCAUAUAGUAUCAAUAGACUUAACAUCUUGAAUUAAUAAAACAAAUGUUUCUUAUUCUCAUCAUAUCCAUUUUACUUAAGUUUAUUUUCUGUUGUUAAUAUGUAUUUAUAAAGGCCUUAUAAAUAGUAUAAGUUUUUCACUGUUAGUUUUAUUACAAUAUAUUUUCCUCCAAAAUUAAAUUCCAUGAAUACACUGUGCAACAAAUAAAUGUAUCUUGUAUAUGGCCGAUGACAAAUAAAUUAAAAAUAUCAGCAUACCAAAACCUAAA